Molecule: messenger RNA, 1988 nt
Organism: Silurus meridionalis
Lineage: Eukaryota; Metazoa; Chordata; Actinopteri; Siluriformes; Siluridae
Gene: btr30
Product: E3 ubiquitin-protein ligase TRIM39
Exons: 10
Coding region: 162-1979 (605 amino acids)
Molecular function (GO): zinc ion binding; protein binding
Source: RefSeq, a predicted model, not a curated record
ACACGUACAAAUCAGAGGAGGUCCUAAUCGAGUCAGAAACCAAUACGCAUUCAUUUCUACAGUUACUUACACACUCGUACACACACACACUUGUGGAUUUACAGGUGCACAGAAGAGAGCAGAUACACACACAGGGGACGAUAACUAAAGCAGGUUGUGUGAUGGCUGAACUCGGACCCGAGUUGUUCUCCGAGCAGGAGUUGACAUGUUCCAUCUGUUUGGACCUGUUCAGCGAGCCCGUGUCCACACCGUGUGGUCACAACUUCUGCCAGAGCUGCAUCGGUGGUUACUGGGCCUCCAGCUCCGAGUGCACGUGUCCUCUGUGUAAACGGCCCUUUAGUGGCCGUCCGGAGCUCAGCAUCAACCGUGUGUUUGCUCACAUCGCUCAGAAGUACAAGGACAUGCGGUACGGAGGGCCUCCACCCAUCAAACCUCGCCAGAAGAUCCCAGCAGGUGUCGGCAGUACAGCAGCAGGAAGAGGAGCUGGAGGAGAACUCACACUGCAGAACGGCACUAAUGCCCCAGACAUCCCCUGUGAUGUGUGCACCGGGAGGAAGGAGCGAGCCGUGAGCUCCUGUCUCACGUGCAUCGCUUCGUACUGUGAGACGCACGUGCAGCCGCACCGCCAGACACCCUUCUAUGCUUCCCAUCGACUCCUGGACCCUCACGAGGCCCUGCGAGGACGCACGUGUCCCGAACAUGGCCGGCUGCUAGAGGUCUUCUGCCGCACAGACCAGCGCUGCAUCUGCGCCAUCUGUGUGCUGGAGGAACACCGGACUCAUGCCACCGUGUCUGUACAGACCGAACGCGCCGUCAAACAGAGGAUGCUUGGGAAAACUGAACUGGACAUCCAGACGUCGAUCGAGAGGCGAGGGCUGCGUAUAACCGAACUUAAACAAAGACUGCAGUUCCUCAGGAACUAUGCCCAUGCUGAGCUCUCUGAGGUGGAGCAGGUCCUCUGUGAUGUCACGCAGUCAGUAGAGCGAAUACGCACAGAACUGGUGGGUGGAAUCGAGGACAAGAGAGACUCUGUGAUUGGCCAAGGGGAGAGGUUCGUGUCAGAGCUGGAGGUGGAGGUAGGCAAGCUGCAGGAGCGCAGGGCUCAACUGGAGGUUCAGGCCACAUCAGAAGACCACAUCAGCUUCCUGCAGAGCUUUGAGGAGGUGAAUGCUCCGUAUCAGGAUCAUAUGCUCAACACAGACCCUGAUCUGGAGCUCCACUUCUCUCUGGGGGAGGUGAAAAAUGCCCUGGGAGAGAUACGUGAAAGACUGGAUGAUAUCCACAUGGGUGAAGUUAACUACAGACAAUCAGUGUCGUCGCUGCCUGAGUCGGAGAGCAUGAUGAGUGUCAGGUCCAAUAAGAAGAAAGACUUUUCACUGAAAGAUCUGCGGAGGUUCAGAUCAGGAUCCAGUAUCAAGAAGGUCAGAGGUUAUCUAGAGGACGUGUUGUUAAACCCUGUGACGGCGUAUCCUUUCCUCAUCCUCUCCGACGACAGGAAACAGGUGAAACGUGGAGAAAAGCUGCAGUUUUUCAGGAAUAGCCCUCAGAGAUUUGACGUGUGGAGCUGUAUUACGGCUAAAGAAGGUUACGAUGCAGGACGCCAUUACUGGGAGGUGAGUGUUGGUGAUAAUAAAGACUGGAAAGUGGGUGUGGUCAGAGACUCUGCCCAGAGGAAAGGGCUGUUUGAUAUGAGCCCUAGCAAUGGUUACUAUGUGCUGUGGUGGAGCACCAAUCAUCUGCGAGCACUCACCACCCCGCCCCUGACCAAGGUGAAGAUGAAUGGACGCCUGCGAUACCUGGGUGUGUUUCUGGACUGCGAAGAUGGUCAUGUGACCUUCUACAAUGCCAAGACAGGUGCUGAGAUUUACUCGUUCAUUACAGAAGGAGCUUUUAGCGAGAAGAUGUUCCCUCUGUUCGGCACGUCUGAUAAAGAAGUUCCACUUAUGCUCCCAGGUGGAACAACACACAUGCCUGAGUAAGCGAACGAG